AUGCUGCUGCUGCUGCUCCUGCCCUCCUGCUGUGUCAGCUGGGCAGGAGCAGAACAAUCAGUUCAAUGCGGAGCUACAGCCACGUUCAUUGUCUCUGACUCGGGAGUUCUCAGUCGACAGGGAGCCUGUGGCACUGAUUGCACAUACCUUUACUUGUUCUCCAAAUCAAUCAACUCGGUGAAUGUCUCAGCUUUCCAAGGAUGUACGUCUUUGCGAUCUCUUUCUUUAAGCUUUAAUUAUCUGACUUCCAUCCCCUCUGGAUUGUUUGAAGAAACAUCUGCAUUGUGGACACUUGAUCUCAGUUACAACAAAAUAUCCAGCAUCGCAUCCGAUGCUUUUGUGAAUCUUCACAGCCUCUCAAGUUUGAAUCUGGCUUCCAACAAGCUGACCAUGCUGCCUGAAGAAAUUUUCAACAUCACUACAUUGAGCUUCCUCACGCUCGACAGCAACGAAAUCGUCUCAAGCGUACCUCAGCAGUUCUUUCAGAAGCUGACUGAACUGAUAUACCUAAGUCUUGAUACGGCCAUGCUGUCCAGCAUUCCUUCCAGCACUUUGAUGUCAUUGAGGAGCUUGUCCUUGAACAACAAUUCUCUUUCUGGUCAGAGCGGUGUUGAGGAGAAUUUCUUCGACAAACUAGUUGUUCUUAGAUCACUGACUCUGGACAACUUCGAUGGUAGCUUUUUGCAGCGUGCAGAUCUGAAGAAUCUCUCUGAUACUCUGGACUCACUAUCUCUGUAUGAUGUAGCGCUUUCAAGCAUCCAAGAAGGACUUUUUGACAGCUUCGUGAGGUUAACACGUUUGUUUCUUCUUGACUGUCAAGUAGAACGACUGCCAGCGAGCACGUUUGACAAGCUGACAGAGUUGACGUAUCUUUCUAUAAGUAUGAAUGAUAAGUUGCAGAGCCUUCCAGCUGGAAUCUUUGACAAGCUGACCAAACUGACGACGCUAUCGCUGGAUUGGAAUGGUCUGACAAGUCUGCCGAUGGGAUUCUUUGACAAGCUGUCGAAUCUAGAAGAUCUGGAUCUCUCUUUCAAUCGACUCGCGUACCUGCCGGCCAUCGCUUUCAUGAACCAGACACAAACCGUCCAGAUCGACUUGAUGUACAAUGACAUCACAUGCUACCACCAGGCGUGG
Messenger RNA from Guillardia theta CCMP2712, 1134 nucleotides. RefSeq lists its product as hypothetical. The record is from RefSeq and is a predicted model, not a curated record. The transcript has a single exon. Gene Ontology annotation, molecular function: protein binding. NCBI's taxonomy places the organism in Eukaryota, Cryptophyceae, Pyrenomonadales, Geminigeraceae. The annotation marks the transcript as partial.